This is a messenger RNA of Scylla paramamosain (green mud crab), 4841 nucleotides long. RefSeq names its product protein sax-3-like. Gene Ontology annotation, cellular component: plasma membrane; axon; neuronal cell body. Lineage: Eukaryota; Metazoa; Arthropoda; Malacostraca; Decapoda; Portunidae. The record is from RefSeq and is a predicted model, not a curated record. The transcript has 9 exons. Gene Ontology annotation, biological process: synapse organization; homophilic cell-cell adhesion. Gene Ontology annotation, molecular function: axon guidance receptor activity; protein binding. Bases 406 to 1920 code for a protein of 504 amino acids.
CCGGGUGAGGCGGCCUGGGUGGGCGGGAGUCUUGUCCUAGGAGGAGGAACGCGCGCGAGAGGCAGUCAGUGGCAGUACAGCUGUGGUGGCGCGAGGUGGAUAAGGAAACGACUAACUUGAUAAUCUUCGUCCUCGCCGGAGCAGAUGAAGCACUAAGAGGCCUCAAAACGAACAAUCACACGCACCACGAACUCCGGGAACAAAAGUGAACAAAGUGAAGGCCCGAACUCAUUGAUGAAAGUAUAACGUAUGGAGGACUGGCAGAGGCUGGAGUGUGGUCCGUUCCUGGCCUUCCGAAGCAGCUAGAGGCCAGUGACACGCCCCCUAGCGCCCUACAGCCCAAGACUCAAGGGCGGAGGCGCAUCACAGUCAACCUUUGGAGCAGAAGGAGGUGGAGACGUCAAGAUGGGAAGUCCUCCGGUGGUGAUUCUUCUGACUCUACUUGUCCUGGCGCCUGAAGGUCUGACCAAGGACUACUACGAGGACAGCUUCUACUACGAGUAUGACGAGGACGAGCCCCCAAGCUUCCAGGCCCGCCCCCAGACCUUCACGGUGGAGGUGGGCCAGUCCGUCAUCAUUCCCUGCGACGUGGAUAACCUUGGCAGCAACAAGCUGAUCAUCAAGAAGUUUGCGGCGCAUGGAGGUAAAGAGAGGCUGCUAGCUGUGGGCGACGAGAAGGUGACGAGAGACCGAAGAAUUACCAUCGAGAGGGCGCGGCUUGUCAUCUCCCACGCCAGGCCACGCGAUGCAGGCACCUUCCUCUGCUUCUUCGACAUCGACCCGCCCGUGCAGCUCAAGCACACCCUGGACGUGCAGUUCGCCCCCUCCAUCAGGUCCCUCGCGCCGCCAGAGCAACACGUUCCGAAAGGAUCCACCGUCACCCUGGAAUGCCGCGCGCAAGGAAACCCGGAGCCCAUUAUUCGCUGGUCGCGGCAGGAGGGGCCGCUGCCUUCAGGCCUCCGCAGCGAACAGGGCCACAGCCUGACCCUGGAGGGCGUGGACAGACAUGUGGAGGGCACGUACCUCUGCACGGCGGACAACGGCAUCGGUGAAUCUGCUUCUGCGGCGAUGACCAUCACAGUGGAGUACCCCCCGGAGAUCACCACGGAGAAGGCUGUGGUGCGGACUGGUGAGGGGGACCACGUGGAGCUGGUGUGUCUGGUGCACGGCCGCCCGGAGCCUGAGGUGACCUGGACGCAGGACGGACACCAGCUCCCGGACACGGACAUGGACACCAAGCUGUACCUGCCAGAGGGGCGCACUGACGACUUCAUGAACCACCUGAGUCAGAUCCACGUGGCUCAUCGUCACACGCUAACCAUCCGCAACGUGACGGAGAAGGACUUCGGGGCCUACAUGUGCAUCGCCGAAAACAGACACGGCCAGAAGGACGCCAUUAUACAGAUGACAGGUCUGCCCAAGCGCCCUGUCAUCACCAGCAGCCCCAUUGGUGGAGAAAGCAACUCCUACACCCUCACCUGGGAGACGGAGAGCUUCUAUCCGAUCACUGAGUUCCUCAUCAAGUAUCGCAAGCCUCACUUGGAUGGCUGGCCGGCUAACCGCUCCAUAGUGAUCGCGGGGUCGUGGGAGACCGUGUCGCUCAAGGUGAGGCCCGUGCAAGUGCGGGAGGGAGCGCGGCACGCCAUGACGCACACACUGAAGCGCCUGGAGGUGGCCACCGACUACCUCACCGUCGUCAGGGUCAGGAACAAGUACGGGUGGUCGGCAGAGUCGGAACACUUCUCCUUUUCUACCAAGAAAGGUGAGCCAGGGGACGUGAACUGGAAAGACUGGUGGAUGAUCGUAAAUCACGCGAUGGCGGUGUUGCAGUCUACGAGCAGCAGCACAGGGGGUCACGAGGCCGCCAGUGUGUCGUUGGUGCUGCUCCUGGUGGCGGUGUUCUCCCUCAUCAUGAUGUAGACCGCGUAGCUUCAAGACAAAACUAGACCAUGCAAAUGGUCGUCGUAGUUUAGCCCCAAACCUCCUGACUGACUCUUGCUGAGUCAGUCAGAAAGCAAGCUUCUGAAAAGUACCAUCAAAUGUUCUGUGAACUAUAACAUUGCAGGAGAAACGCCUGAUUUACAACUUUACAAUAAGUGUGGAAACAAUAUCAGAUGUAUAAAUAACAUAAAGAAACAUUUGAUACAGAGACAUUAUUUGAGGAGAUUAUGAAAACGGUUCAGUAUCUUUAUUGUAUCAAUUUGACGAAAAGCUUUCUCUGUCUCAGUCCACGUAGUGCCUGGCCCGGGAGGCACUGCCAGUCCAUUAUGAUAUAUUCAUGACGCGUAUGUUCAUAUUUUCGAUAAUAUUUUCAUAUAUGUGUAGAAUUACCUCCAAAGUUAGGUGUAGUGAUGAUCUAUAGUGAUAAUACGAUGUAGUGUAAGCAGAACCGUACUCUAGCGAUCAUGAAGAACCAACAUAUGAGGCGGCAGGUGGUAGAGAGACUUCCUGUAGGCAUGUGACUGAAGGGAGAUGCGGACCUGCGCUGCUGUGGCUGAGAAUUUCAUGUUGAACUUAUGCUUCCGGGGAUUUACGACAUAAGUCAAAGGAUUAGAUUUUAGUGGACUGUCCGGAGCACGACAAACACGUAGUCCAGACAGACUCCCCAGCGCUUGCCCCUGAGGCACAGUAGGAGUCAAGAACCACUACAGGACCUCACUGCCGGGGCUGCGAGUCAUUCAAGUGAACGCUUCGGUGUCAGAAGUAGCGUCAAGGGACCGAAGAACAACACCGAAGAACAAAACAGCGUCCCUGUGGCAGUGGAGGAUCACAACGACACCCUCGGAGAUGACAACACCCGAGGCACUGAGUGACACGUGCGAAGCUUAGUGGAAUUGUAAGGAUCCGGUGGUGAUCCAGCGGUUCACUGGCACAUGAGUAGCCCGGUAACACUCCAGACCCACCAGUGGGUGACAGGGUACAGCUGCACUUCACCACCUCAGGGCUCCAGUGACACACAUGCGAUUUAGAAGAACACCAGGGCCUUUGUCGCAUUCCAGGGAUCCAGGAGCACUUCAGGGGCGUUGUAACGUCCUUGCGACCCAGGGACACUGCAGGGCUUUGUGGAGUCCCGGGGACCCAGGAGUAUUUUGACUUGCUUCGUGUGUCUCCUGAGUGAAUGGUAGAUGACAAUACCGACACAUGUCUUGCAGUUCUAUACCGAUAUUGGAGUUACAGCUUUCUUUUGCAGCAAACUGCGGUGUUGAGUGUUUAAUAGAAAUCUGUACAGUAUCUGAUCUGCAGCUGUUGUUGUCAGUCAUUAGCCUUGAGGUGGUCAGUGAGCGAUCUUCUUUACAAAACAAGUUGAGCAAAAGAAUUAUUUUGAGUUGACCAAAAGUUUUAAGAUUCAUGAGGCCUCCAUUUGCCUUCCUGGAAUGUGCUCUUGUGAUGGGCGUCUUGGAGCCUUGUUGUCGCCGCCGCCGCCCCUUGUAGUGCGGCGGACAGGCGUGAGUGUGGCGCCUAUGGCCGCCAUGAUUAGCAGGGAGACUGCCCGGUAAAGCAUUGUGUCUGUCCCGGCAUACCACGAUGAAAGACUUGUGUGUCGGCAGAUAACACUAACAUCUUCCAUUGGUGAUUACAUCUCAUUUAAUCUUCUUGGACAGAGUACAUGUUUGUAAUUUUAUGUAUACAUGUGGAUGUUAGAUUUUUUUUUCUAUUAUGCAUAUGUCAUUCUGCAUGUAUAUGUACAAGAAUGCACAUCCACGACAUAGAUUAAGGUCUGCCUACGAUGCCAAAAUGUUAAACAGUGAACACCACAAUCUUUGAGCUUUGCACUGAAUGAAUUGUACUGUGUGGGUGAUUCAGGAACGACGGCAAACUGUUACUUUUUUCCACUGUAACGUGCACGAAAUCAUCACGAGCAAGAGAUUUUUUUUAUUCUAUGUGACUAUAUGGUGUGUUUUGUAUUUUUUUUUUUUUUUGUCUGACCGUGUAUAUUCAUAUAAGGGAGAAGUAAAGCGGUGAGAAAGUAAUGAGAAAAAAACAGCACUGAGUGUAAUUUUGUAUAGUGUUGAUCAAUGUCAUGCACGUGUUGUGGACGAGUCGAGACAAGACUCAACAAGCAAUCCCUUCCCUCAGCACAGUUCCGAGACGAACUUUUUUUUUUCGGCGCACUUCUUGAACUGAUUGUCACCGCACAAUCUAAAACAAAUACCACCACCCCCAAAAACAGAUAUUACCCUAGCACAGCCCCUCCCGUGUUACAGCAGCGCCACGUCAAGACCAAUUCCUAGGCAGUCCUCACCUUGUAUUCAGUGACCCACGCCACCACCCCUUCCUUGGUCUCCUGCUCCUCGCUAUAUCAAGUUCAACCUAAAGCCACGAAAUGAUCAUGAAAUAUUGUGAAUAGCACUUAACCACUUGUUAGUAACGAUCAUAGCACUGAGCAAAUUGUCAUUUUCAUUAUUAUUAUUAUUAUUAUUAUUAUUAUUAUUAUUAUUAUUAUUAUUAUUAUUAUUAUUACUAUUAUUAUUAUUAUUAUUAUCAUUAUUAUUAUUAUUGUCGGUCUAGUCAUGCAGCCUUUUGUUUCUCACUCAUUUGCAGUCCAAUGAGUGGGUUGUCCGCUACACUGUGUUAUCCGGGGGUUUCGUGUCAAUAAGGCCUUAAUAUGUAAGUGUUUCCGCACCGCCCUCGCUCGCCCUCUGCUCCACGCCUCGAGGCCGCCAGUGGUCGGUCCUUAGUUAGCAGGAGGCGAGGAAGGAGGGGGCGAGGGCUUCCCGCUGACCCACCUUCCGGGAGGCGCUGGGGAGAACAUUUUUUAUAUCUCGCGUGUCCUGAGAACAGCUGACUUUAACGUAAGUGUGAAUGUCUGUGUACUGUAAAUAAAUGUUCUUUCUAAAUCA